AUGUCGCCGCAGCCCCUUGAUGGCGCUGUAGAUCCCAUGCGCGACAAUUCCGCACACACACGGAGGCGGUGUCAGUGGCGGCAGCAGCAGCGGCACGUCGCCCACACUCGACGCCCUGCUGCUCGGCGCCCGGUCGCUCCCGCACCACCCACUCACAUCCCCGUCGCAACGGACCACACGUCCCCUUCAGCGACCAUCAAUCGUGGGGAAAGCAGCACCAAGAAGAACUGCGAAAGUCACCGAGGAAAGAGGGGAGGGGAGGUGGAGAACAGGAGCCAAGAAAAGGUUACGCAGUGCUGCGAAGGGGCGUACCGAUCUGACAGCAGCACCGUCACGGUACGGAAUAGUCUAUGCCUUACCUUCCCCUAUAAAGUAAAAGAGAGAGAGAGAGUUAAGCGAGACUUUUUAUCUAGAUCCCAUUUCGAAGCUUCUUGUCCCUGGUACACAUAG
Trypanosoma grayi is the source of this 450-nucleotide messenger RNA. RefSeq lists its product as hypothetical. Lineage: Eukaryota; Euglenozoa; Kinetoplastea; Trypanosomatida; Trypanosomatidae. The coding region runs from base 1 to 450 and encodes 149 amino acids. The record is from RefSeq and is a predicted model, not a curated record. The transcript has a single exon.